GUUCUCUAGCUGAAGUUUUCAAAAUGUUCAAAAUCUUGUUGGUUUGCACAAUCCUUGGCUUGGCCACCGCCUCGCCACUUAGCCUUGGCGCUCUGAAGAGUGCGCUCGUUGGAGGUGGUCGUGCCCACCAUUCUGCCGGCAGCUCCGACGAUGUGCAUGCUGAGGUCUUGGGCCGCAGCGAUGAUGUCCGCGCCGAUGGCUUUGAUGCCACUCUGGAGACCAGCAACAGCAUUUCCCAGUCCGCCAGCGGUGAUGUGCAUGGCAACAUCCACGGCCAAUUCGGCUGGGUGUCCCCCGAGGGCGUGCACGUUGCUCUGUCCUAUGUUGCCGACGAGAACGGUUACCAGCCCAGCAGCGAUCUGCUGCCAACCCCACCACCAGUCCCAGCUGAGAUCGUUCGCGCUCUGGCUUACCUGGCUGCCCACCCAGCUGCCGCCUAAGCACUUUGGUCAUUAAAUGAAAAAUCAAUAUCUGAAUCAGCA
Drosophila busckii is the source of this 482-nucleotide messenger RNA. Its product is annotated as larval cuticle protein 1. NCBI's taxonomy places the organism in Eukaryota, Metazoa, Arthropoda, Insecta, Diptera, Drosophilidae. The transcript has 3 exons. Bases 24 to 440 code for a protein of 138 amino acids. Gene Ontology annotation, cellular component: chitin-based extracellular matrix. The record is from RefSeq and is a predicted model, not a curated record. Gene Ontology annotation, molecular function: structural constituent of chitin-based larval cuticle.